This is a messenger RNA of Auxenochlorella protothecoides, 2628 nucleotides long. Its product is annotated as Peroxisome biogenesis protein 1. Gene Ontology annotation, biological process: protein import into peroxisome matrix. Gene Ontology annotation, cellular component: cytosol; peroxisome; peroxisomal membrane. The record is from RefSeq and is a predicted model, not a curated record. The transcript has 7 exons. Bases 1 to 2628 code for a protein of 875 amino acids. Lineage: Eukaryota; Viridiplantae; Chlorophyta; Trebouxiophyceae; Chlorellales; Chlorellaceae. Gene Ontology annotation, molecular function: ATP hydrolysis activity; ATP binding.
AUGAGCUACGACUUCUUUGAGUCCAUGUUUGCGGGCAGGGACGGGGAGGGCUCGGGCCGUGGCCUGGUGGUGAGCAUCACGAGGGAGCGAAACACAUGGGUGGCCUUGCCGGCCUCCCUGGUGACCACCCUGUACACAUCGGGCGCCGGGCUGCCCCUGCCCCUCACCCUCUUCCGCCCGGGCAAGACCCCCCUCGCCGUGGCCUGGGCCGGGGAGGCGUGCGAGGCCGGCAAGCUGGGGGUGCCGGCGGGCCUCGCCGGUGCACUGGGACUCAAGGCGGGCGAUCAGGUGGAGGUGACAGCCAGCCCCGGGGUCCCCGUGGCAGAGUCUGUCAGCGUGGAGCCCGCGAACGCGGACGACUGGGAGGUGGUGGAGCUGAAUGCCGCCUUCCUGGAGGACCACGUCCUGUCUCAGGCGGGCAGAUGUGUGGCGGUGGUGGCGCUGGAUCAGCCGCUGCCCUUCUGGAUUCACUCUCAGCUGGUGAAGCUGCGAGUGGUGGCCACCGUCCCCUCUGGGCCCCACGUGCUGCGGCUGCAGAGCGGCAGCGAGAUCUACGUGGCGCCGCGCCUGCGCCACGGCCGCCAGGCCCCCUGCGCGGCACGGCGCGGCGGCGACGGAGCGCCUGCGCCGGCCGCGCCAGCCACCUCCGCCGUCUGGCGCGUGCUGGUGAGGGGGCCAGAGGGCGACGCUCUCGCCGUCCCAGGCCCGCUUGGUGGCGUGAAUGCGCCUGCCAUCGUCGCUGCCGCCGCCGCGGGCGCCGGUGAUCCGCUCGACGCCCCGGCCCUCGUCUCCCGGGCGACGCUGGUGGCGGCCCUGAGGCAGACCGAGGGGAUUGACGGCGAGGACGACCUCUCCGUGAAGGCCAGGUUCCAGUCCUGCGCCGUGCCCACCACCAGUCCCUGGACGCGCGAGGUGACCCUGCGCUGCUCGGACGGGGUGCCCUGCGGGCACGUCACCCUGGACGCCGAGGCCUCGCGCCGGCUGGGCCUCCCCCGCUUCUCCCACGUGCGCGUCAGCCUGGGCAACCCCGAGCUGGCCAGCGCCUUUCUCGGGGCCCCAGACACAGCCGGCGCUGCUGCUGCCUCGGGGGCCGCGACCACUUCUGACCGGCCCAGCAGAGAUGCCGGCCGCGAGACUGGCGCCCCGGCGUCGCUCCCCACGACCUCUGGCAUCACCGGCAGUGGCCUGGGCGCGGCUCCGUCCGUUCCGGCCACUCACCCCGACGCCCUGGCCUGGCUGCGGCCGGGCGCGGAGGCCGCGCUGCGCGCCCUGUUGCCCGUGCUCUCCAUACAGGCGCACGCCGCGCUCUGCGCGCAGGGGCUGCCCCGCCCCGGCGGCGUGGUGAUUUCCGCGCCGGGCGGCGCGGGCUCGCGCGAGCUGGUGUGCGCGCUGGCGGCUCGGCUGGCGGCCUGCCCCGACACGCUCACACACACUGUGGUGGUCGGCUGCGGGGAGGAGGGCGCGGAGCGCGCGCUGCGCCGCGGCGUCAGCGAGGCCCUGCGCCGCGCGCCGGCGCUGCUGCGCCUGGGCGCGGGUGGGAAGGGAGGGCGCAGCGAUGGGUCCUCCACGGCGCCCACCGAGGAGGAGCUGCUGGAGGCGAUGCGAGGCAUGAUCCCCGCCGCCUACUGGGGCGCGGGCACCCAAGCCCCCGCCCGCCAGGGCGCGGCCGGGUGGGAGGACGUGGGUGGCAUGGAGGAGGUGCGGGAGGUUCUGCACGAGUCCCUGGAGCUGCCCAUCAAGCAUGCCGCCCUGCUGGCCCAGGCCCCCCUGCGCCUGCGCACCGGGGUCUUGCUCUACGGCCCCCCCGGCUGCGGCAAGACUCACGUGGUGGCGGCGGCGGUGGCCGCCGCGGGCGUGCGCUGCAUCACGGUCCGCGGCCCGGAGCUGCUGAACAAGUACAUCGGCGCGUCGGAGGCGGCGGUGCGCGACGUGUUUGCCCGGGCCUCGGCCGCCGCGCCCUCGGUCCUCUUCUUCGACGAGUUCGACGCCAUCGCGCCGGCGCGCGGGCACGACAACACCGGGGUCACGGACCGUGUGGUCAACCAGCUGCUCACCGAGCUGGACGGCGUGGAGGGCCUGCGCGGCGUCUGCGUGCUGGCCGCCACCUCUCGCCCCGACCUCCUCGACGCGGCGCUGCUGCGCCCGGGCCGUCUCGACCGCCUCCUGCUCUGCGACUUCCCCACGCCGCGCGAACGCGGCCUCAUCUUGUCCGCGCUGGCGCGGUCCAUGCCCCUGGAGACCGGCGUGGAACUGCAGCGCCUGGGCCACGACGCCGAUCACUUCACCGGCGCCGACCUGGCGGCGCUGCUUUCCGAGGCCCAGCUGGCGGCGGCGCACGAGGCGCUGGAGCGCGCCGAGGCGCGCGCGCAGGCUGCUGGAGGCGUGAUCGAUGGGAACGGUGAACAUGGCGGCGAUGCACCCCCCGCUUCGCCCGACAAGGCGCUGCGGCCAGUGGUCAUGCAGCGGCACCUGGAGGCGGCGCUGGCGGCCGCCCGGCCCUCGGUGCCGCAGGCUGAACGGGCGAGGCUGGACGCGGUGUACACACGCUUCCAGGCGGGGCGAACGCCGGGGGUGGGGUCAGACCCCAUCUCCCCGCGCGACAAGGGCAAGCGGGUGACCCUGGCGUGA